AUGGUGUCAGAGAAGGAGAAGAAAAUUAGUACCACCCAGACGAUGAUUGGAUCUGCACCGGCUAUUCAAAUGCCUGCCCCACUGAACAUGGAUGAACGUAGUUUGGCAAGCAACUGGCGUUUGUGGAAGAGCAAAUGGAUGGAUUUCUGCGCUUUAUCGCAUCUGGACAAACAACCGAUGGCGUACCGCUUGGCCAUGUUUCGACACGCAGCAGGAGAUGAUGCGCACCGCGUGCUAGAGACAUUGUGUUACGACAAGAGCGAAGAUGCCAACAAUCUGGAGACAGUUCUUGAGAAGUUCAGUGAAUACUGCGAAGGCCAAACAAACGAUACAUUUCAACGCUACCUCUUCUUUUCGCGGAACAGGCGGCCAGGUGCAUCCGUUGACACGUACGUCACUGAGCUAAAGAUUUUGGCCCGAUCCUGCAGUUUCUGUAAAUGCGUGGCGGACAGUCUCAUACGGGACCGCAUUGUUCUUGGGAUCAAUGACGAAGGUUUGACGAAGCGACUAUUACGAAAGCGCAACCUAUCUCUGCAGCAAUGUAUCGACAUCUGUAACAGUGAGUCCUCCACUGCCUAUCAGUUCCAGCAGAUGACAAUCACAGGUGAUUCAGAGUUGUGCGCCGUUUCCAGGAGCAAAACUACGAGGGCCACGACCGUGCGACAGGAGCCCUGCAACUUCUGUGCAACACGACAUCCGAGGAACCGCGAACAGUGUCCGGCGUGGGGCCGCAUUUGUGUCAAAGGUGGGAAGCGCAAUCACUUCGCCCGCUGCUGUCAGUCGACAGAUGUCAGUGCACUCGUUCCAGACAAAUCAACAGAAGACACCGAACAAUCGAUUGGUAACGUGUCUCGGAAAGCGUCGCAGAAGUGUGUCUAUGCAAGUCUUCUGAUUGAGGGACGGUCUGUGCGAUUCCAGUUAGACACAGGCGCGACGAUCAAUAUUUUGCCAAGAAAGCACUGCCGCGGCGUGCAAAUUCAAUCGGAUCAAGAUUAUUUGCGCAUGUGGAAUGGUUCCAGACUCAAGCCAAAGGGCUCAGCGACAAUUGAAGUGGUCAAUCCGAGAGACAUUGUUUCGCAUCGUCUGCAGUUCGUGAUCGUGGAUGAGGAUCUCACGCCGAUUCUCGGCAUUGAUUCGAUUUUAUCGCUUGGCUUUGUCAUUUUUAACCAUGAUCGUUUUGUGUACGCUUGUCAGAGUUAA
This is a messenger RNA of Dicrocoelium dendriticum, 1200 nucleotides long. NCBI's taxonomy places the organism in Eukaryota, Metazoa, Platyhelminthes, Trematoda, Plagiorchiida, Dicrocoeliidae. The record is from the annotation of a GenBank genome assembly.